GCACAAACUUUGCUAUGUGGGAAGAUAGAGUUCACGGUCUCCACUACACCGCCACGAACACUUCUUCUACUAGUACUACUACUGGUGCGACGAUACUCGGAGGCGACACCGCAACCGGUCUCUUACACAACCCCACCACUAUUCUCCCAUGGGCGGUAAACCCUAGCGCCUACUCUCUUCCUUAUCAUGCUCCCUUCAACGGCGACUUUUACCAGCCCGAGAGGAAUUUUCCGGCGUUGGGCGCGUCGACGGAUCAAGCAGAUCUGUCGGGCCUGCACAUCGGCUCGUCGACGGAGAGACUCCUGCACGGGAAAGCAGGGGGGUUGGCGUCGACGAUGUCGAUCUUCGGGAGCCUCCACGCGGAGUUCGGCAAGAUGAGCGCCAAGGAGAUCAUGGACGCCAAGGCGCUCGCCGCCUCCAAGAGUCACAGCGAGGCCGAGCGCAGGCGCCGCCAGCGCAUCAACGGCCAUCUCGCCAAGCUGCGCAGCUUGCUUCCUAACACCACCAAGACGGAUAAGGCGUCGCUGCUGGCGGAGGUGAUAGAGCACGUGAAGGAGCUGAAGCGGCAGACGACGGCGAUCACGGCGGAGGGCGGCACGCUGCUGCUGCCGACGGAGGCGGACGAGCUGACGGUCGACGCGGCAGGCAGCGACGAGGACGGGCGGCUGGUGGUGCGGGCGUCGCUGUGCUGCGACGACCGCUCCGACCUCAUCCCCGACCUCGCGCGGGCCCUCAAGUCGCUCAAGCUCCGCGCCCGCCGCGCCGAGAUCGCCACCCUCGGCGGCCGCGUCAAGAACGUCUUCAUCAUCACGGCCCACGACGACGCCUGCCAUAGCGACUGCGUCGCCUCCAUCCAAGAAACGCUUCGCGCCGUCAUGGACAAAAAAACUGCCACCAGCGACACGUCAUCGUCCAGCAGCGGAAUCAAGCGGCAGCGGACGAACCGCGUAGAUGAGCAACAAGGUUCUAUCUAAUUAACUAAUUUCUAUAUAUUCUCUUACCAUCUUGGGUACGUGCUUAAUUAGAUUUUUAUCUGCAUGGUGUUGGAGUGUUGUGGUGUAUGUGUGUGCGUGGGCGGUGCAUAUAUGUGUGCACUUUUAACAAGAGGGAGAAUUUUAUGUAUCCCUUUGUUGUUGGGUGGUUUGCAUGGGGAUGAGCUAGGAAGGGCUUUGAGUGGUGUUUCUAGGGACAAGGUUUGGGUUGUGAAAAAUAAGCGGAUCUGAUUAUAUCAAUGGGAGAAGAUAAGUUGGGUUUGUGGCUUUAAA
Molecule: messenger RNA, 1265 nt
Organism: Ananas comosus (pineapple)
Lineage: Eukaryota; Viridiplantae; Streptophyta; Magnoliopsida; Poales; Bromeliaceae
Product: transcription factor bHLH30-like
Exons: 2
Coding region: 15-974 (319 amino acids)
Biological process (GO): regulation of DNA-templated transcription
Molecular function (GO): DNA-binding transcription factor activity; protein dimerization activity
Source: RefSeq, a predicted model, not a curated record